CCUCUCCUUCACCACUGCACUGCAAAAGGUAGAGAGCGAGAAUUAGCGCGACGGCGAAUAAGAUGCGAUCCUCUUCGUCGAGCCAUGGCGACGCGGCGACGGUGAUGGUGAUGGCGACGGCGAUGGCGAUGCGGGCGAUGGAGAGGGGGCGGGAGCUCCGGAGCUUGCUAAUGGCGUCUCGCCCGGGGGAUUCGGCGGCGGAGGCGCUCGUCGACGAGGUGCUGGGCUCGAUCGCCGCCGCGAUCGCCGCGCUCGGCUCCGGCGACGGCGCGGCGGCGGAGUACGCCGGCGGCGGAGGAGGAGGAUCGGUUUGCUCCGGCGAUGGCCGGAGCGAGGUGUCGACGGGGAAGAGGAAGGGGAGCCCCGGGAUCGGCAACGAUCGGAGGAGAGUGUGUCGGAGGAGAUCAGAAAAUUCUCCUCGGAGAGAGGUCAUGGCGAAGACACAGGAGGAUGGACAAACAUGGAGAAAAUACGGGCAAAAGGAGAUCCAAAAUUGUACACAGCCCAAGAGCUACUUCAGGUGCACGCACAAAAACGACCAAGGGUGCAUGGCCAGGAAACAAGUGCAACGCUCCGAGGACGACCCCACCACGUACAUAAUCACCUACAUGGGCGAGCACACUUGCAGGGACCCCUCAACAAUCCCCCAGAUCCUAGAACCCCCCCUCCCCGGGGACUCCUACCUCAUCAGCUUCAAAUCCGAUCACGCGACCGAGCUCCCAAAAUCAGAAGCAGCAGCAGCAGCAGCAGCAGCAGCAGUGAAGCCCUCGUCGUCUUCGUUCAAGCAGGAUUGCGACGAAGACGUGCUCAGCAGCAUCACCCCGGCCGCAAGCUCGCAGGCUGAGUGCUCUCUCCUCCCCGAUCAGCUCGCGGCCAUCGUCGGCGACUGCUCGGGGAAUCCGUUCGAGGGGCUGGCCAUAGCGCUGAACGAGGGCGACGUCACGUCGGGGGUUCAUUCGAGUUUGGACUACAUGAUGGAUGCAGGCGCGUUUGGGAUCGAGGAUUUUAACUUCCAUUUUGAUCAUGAUGGAUUCCCCCCCUAGUUAGCUAGCUACCUGGCUAGCUAACACGUACAUAGUGUUACUACACAAGUACACGGUGAUGUGAAUUUCUAGUCCCAUGGGGGAGAUUGACACGGUGGAGGGAGACUUAAUUGGAAUUUAUUGAAUCCGCUCAAAUUUAGUAAGCGAACCGCGACCAAAUUCGAGGAUUUUCUUAGACAUCAGCAGCAAAAUUUGCUUUUGCUAAUACCUCCAUCUUGUAUAGCUAGCGUUGGGAAGCUGCUCAGAAUGUUUAACGAUUUUUUCUUUAGUAGUUGAUAGUAAAAUUUGAUCUGUUAAUAGUAUAAUCCUAUUGACGGUGAUAGAUUCUAAUAUUGAUGGUUGGGAAGCAGCUUUAAGUUGUGUACAAGUAGAUAGUACAGUUGGAGGUGGCUGGAGCAGUGUUUGUAUAGUGUAAUUGCAUUUCGUGGCUGUCCUUUUUGUAAUUAUUGCUGUGUAACGUUGAUAGCUAGCAAUAGUAUAAUUUUGUACCUGCACUCAUUUUGUUUCAUAUAUGAGAGGGACCUAGUUCAUUUAAUUGCA
This is a messenger RNA of Ananas comosus (pineapple), 1583 nucleotides long. RefSeq names its product probable WRKY transcription factor 70. Bases 63 to 1043 code for a protein of 326 amino acids. The record is from RefSeq and is a predicted model, not a curated record. The transcript is spliced from 3 exons. NCBI's taxonomy places the organism in Eukaryota, Viridiplantae, Streptophyta, Magnoliopsida, Poales, Bromeliaceae. Gene Ontology annotation, biological process: regulation of DNA-templated transcription. Gene Ontology annotation, molecular function: sequence-specific DNA binding; DNA-binding transcription factor activity.